AUGGGGCGCUGCCACCAGGUAUGCGCUCACAAGGGGCGCUGCCACCAGGUAUGCGCUCACAGGGGCGCUGCCACCAGGUAUGCGCUCACAGUGGGCGCUGCCACCAGGUAUGCGCUCACAGGCGCUGCCACCAGGGCACAGGGGCACAGGUAUGCGCUCACAGGGGCGCUGCCACCAGGCCCACUGGUGGCGGCGGCACUGGGCGAGCUGGGAGAGCUGCUGGCGCUGCUGCGAGUGUGGGGCAUCCACCCCGCGUGCACCACCAUUCGACGCCCUCAUGGCGCCCUCCCACCACUACUUCUCCAAAUGCUUCUUCCAGCACCCAGCGCACCACCCUGCCCUCUGAUGCUUCCUUGCCUGGCGCUCGCUCGCUCUCCGCCUCGCCCCCAUCCGGCCCUGGCCGCCCCGUGGUCGUCCUCGCCACCCCUCUGCGUGGCUGUGGGCGGCCGCUACGAUGCCCUGCUGCUCCACCUCUCCUCCGCUGCUGCCGCUGGGAGAGGAGCGACAUGGGUAGCUCCACUGCAACGUCCCCAUAUUCCCCUAUUCUUCUUUCUUCAUUCCCUGUUUGCAUGUUGUUCCUUCUCCUUGUUCUCGCCUAGCUCUCGGGCAAGAGGGGCAGGAGGCAGUGGGGGGGGCAGUGGGGGGGGGAGUGGGGCGGUGGGGUUCAGUGUGGCGCUGCACAAGCUCAUGGCGCCGUCACACCCAACCACCCACCACACUUCCAGGCAGGGCAGCGGUGGAUGUGCUCGUGUGCGCCAGGGGAGGGGCGGGGCUGCUCAGCGAGCGGAUGGAAGUUUCUGCGCGGCUGUGGGCGGCAGGAAUCAGGCGGAGUAUGUGAGUGUGCGGGCACCCAGCCUGACGGAGCAGUAUGAGCACGCACACGAGCACGGCAUCAAGUGGCUCGUGCUUCUCACCGAUGCCGGCCUGCACACCCACUCUGCCAAGGUACGGCAUCUAGAUUUGAAGACGGAGGAGGAAGUGAGCCUUGAUGAUUUGGUCAAGUUCUUCCUCGACGCCCUGCCGUUCUCUACCCACUUCUCGCCGCCGCGGGGCCACAGCACCAUCUGGUUCUGGCGCUGCUUGACUUCUGGCUCACCCAUAGUUUGA
Closterium sp. Naga37s-1 is the source of this 1107-nucleotide messenger RNA. The record is from the annotation of a GenBank genome assembly. Lineage: Eukaryota; Viridiplantae; Streptophyta; Zygnematophyceae; Desmidiales; Closteriaceae.